This is a messenger RNA of Abrus precatorius (Indian licorice), 613 nucleotides long. RefSeq names its product U-box domain-containing protein 35-like. The record is from RefSeq and is a predicted model, not a curated record. The coding region runs from base 47 to 613 and encodes 188 amino acids. The transcript has 4 exons. Lineage: Eukaryota; Viridiplantae; Streptophyta; Magnoliopsida; Fabales; Fabaceae.
AGAAGAAGACUGUGUAUAUGUAGCAGUGGGCAAGAGCGAAACAAGCAUGGAUGCUUUGUCUUGGACACUCAAGAACUUGGUUACACACUCUACUAUAAUUUAUCUCAUACACGUGUUCCCUGAGAUCAAGCACAUUCCAAAUCCAUUGGGAAUAGGAAUGAUUCCAAGGAAUCAAGUGAGUGCUGAGCAGGUGGAGAGUUAUAUUGCCCAAGAAAGAGGCAAGAGGAGAGAGCUCUUACAGAAAUUCCUCCAAUCAUGUUCUACUUCCAAGGUAAAGGUAGACACCAUCUUGAUUGAGAGUGACUUGGUUUCAAAGGCUAUCCUCGAUCUGAUCCCCGUUCUUCAAAUAAGAAAUUUAGUGAUUGGCGCCAACAAAUUCCAUCUAAGAAAAUCAAAAUCAAGAAAAGGGAAUGGCGUAGCCAAUCAGAUACUGCAGAAUGCACCACAAAGUUGCAAGGUGAAAAUUAUAUGUGAAGGGAAGGAAGUAAAUGAGCAGAUGAUGUCACCCCCUCCACAGGCGGCUACCACUGCUAAUGACACUUCCAUAACCAUAAAAGGUGGUCAUCAACAAGAUUCGAUUUCAUGUAUUUGCUUCAAACCCAAGUUUAAAUGA